Molecule: messenger RNA, 2740 nt
Organism: Pimephales promelas (fathead minnow)
Lineage: Eukaryota; Metazoa; Chordata; Actinopteri; Cypriniformes; Leuciscidae
Gene: trim32
Product: tripartite motif containing 32
Molecular function (GO): protein binding; zinc ion binding
Source: RefSeq, a predicted model, not a curated record
CACCUCCGCAGUGUCGCGCGCACCCGCUGACAUGAGAGACGCGCGCUUCGUCACAUCAAGCAAAAAGCUACUGUUGAACUAAAGGCACUAGAAGGCAUCAUGGCCACACCAACAUCCCUAGAUCCAGAUUUGGUCCGGGAGGUGCUGGAAUGCCCCAUUUGCCUGGAAACCUACAACCAGGAUCAGCUUCGACCCAAGCUCCUGCAGUGCGGUCACUCUGUGUGUCGCCAGUGCCUUGAGAAACUCCUCGCCAGCACGAUAAACGGUGUGCGCUGCCCAUUUUGCAGCAAGGUGUCUCGAAUGAGUAGUAUUUCCCAGCUGGCUGACAAUCUCACCGUGUUGAAGAUCAUUGACUGUGCGAGUUCUUGUGUCUCCACCAUGGGCCUCAUGUGCAAGUCUUGUAAAAACCGCCUUCCCCGUCAGUACUGCCGUGACUGCAGCGUUGCGUUGUGCGAUAUUUGUAAAAGCGAGGGGCAUCAGCGUCAGGGCCAUGUCGUACAGGUCAUUCGAGUGGCUGCCGAACAGUGCCGGAAAGACAUCACCGGGAAGCUUUCCAACUUGCGGGAGGCAAUGGGCAAUAUUCAGAAGAAGAAGGCAGCAAUCGACAACGUGACAAAAUCGCUCCGACUGAAGUACAAGGCUGUACAGCAAGAGUACGCCAAGGCCGAGUUGCGGAUCCAAGAGGAACUUGGCCGCUCCCGUCGUGCCUUUGCCACGUCCUUAGCCGAAAUAGAGAAGCUGAAUGCCCAGAUUCUGGAAGAGCAGACAUACUUGCUCAAUAUCGCUGAGGUGCAAGUGGUGUCAAGGUGCGACUACCUAACCAUGAGGAUCAAGCAGACUGAUAUUGCUCUACUGGAGGAAGGGAGUAACAAUGAAGAAGAGGAGUUGGACAUAAAAACCAAUCCUGCGGUCAUCCUGAAACUACAAGAGCCUGAACUGGUUAAAAUGGAGUUUGCGAAACCCUUAGAGGUGGGGCAACUGACCACAAAACCCUGCACGGUCAAUGCCGAGGAGGAAGAUGGAGUCGAUUUCGCCGCUUCCGGCCCUUUGGACAUGUAUCGUGAUAUUGACAUGGUAACAACAGUUGAAGACGCUGUUUGCGCUUCUUCCGGUAGCUUCAAGUCCAAGUCUGUAGACGGAGGAGGACCUUCUCCAGGGGCUUCUGGUGGGCAGCUUUGUCAGUUCGUGAAAAAGAUGGGAUGUAAGGGCAAUCUGCCGGGCAUGUUCAACUUGCCGGUAAGCAUUUGUGUUACGCCGCAGGGUGAGGUUCUCGUGGCCGACCGAGGGAAUUACCGCAUCCAGAUCUUCAAUCGCAAGGGCUUCCAAAGGGAGAUACGGCGCAACCCGAGCAGCAUCGACAACUUUGUCUUGAGCUUCCUCGGUGCUGACCUUCCCAACCUCAUCCCUCUCUCGAUUGCAAUCAAUGCUCAGGGACUCAUUGGUGUCACUGACAACUAUGACAACUCGGUGAAGGUUUACACCACCGAUGGCCACUGCGUCGCCUGCCACAAGAACCAACUCAUCAAGCCAUGGGGAAUCGCGGCUAUGCCUUCAGGGCAGUUUGUCGUGUCCGAUGUCGAGGGCGGGAAGCUGUGGUGCCUGGCUGUGGAUCGCAACGUAGGGGUAGUGAACUACAACCGAUUAUGCUCGGCCGUCAGACCCAAAUUUGUAACUUGCGACUCCUCAGGUACGGUCUACUUCACGCAGGGCUUGGGUCUAAACAUUGAGAAUAGACACAACGAACACCACCUCGAAGGGGGCUUUUCCAUCGGCUCGGUGGGAAUGGAUGGGCAGCUGGGAAAGCAACUCAGCCACUUCUUCUCAGAGAACGAGGACUUCCGUUGCAUCACCGGGAUGUGUGUGGACUCCAACGGGGACUUGAUCGUGACGGAUAGUGGGCGUAAGGAGAUACUGCAGUUCCCUAAAGAAGGUGGUUAUAACGUUCUCAUUCAGGAGGGCCUUACGUGCCCUGUAGGUGUAGCUGUUACCCAGAAGGGACAACUCCUCGUCUUGGAUUGCUGGGACCACUGUGUGAAGGUUUACACGUACUUGCAAAGGAGACGUUCCUCUACGUGUUAAGACUGCUGUGGACACUUUAUAAGACUAGUCACUUUAAUUCAAUGGCUUAAGUACAAAUGCGUUUGCUUUCUGACCUGUGACUUGCAGCGGCUGGGAUUGAUCCCAGCCGCAACCAUUCACCACUGCCAUGGAGGAAUUGGAUUAUGGCUUAUGGGUAUUAUUAUGGAUGCUUUGGGCAAAUGGAUUUUGAACUAUAGCACAACUGAUGGCAAUAACGGAAAAUGUUGUUCUUUAUGCGUUCAUUUCUGUUCUCAUAUGUUUGGUUUUCUGUGUGUGUGUGUGUGCUGCUGUAUAGGCAUUAAGAUGGUGAGUUAAUGACAAGUGAUAUUAUAGGAAUAUUCCAGGUUCAUUAGAAGUUAGACUCAAUCAACAGCAUUUGUGGCAUAAUGUUGAUAAUAAUUCUUUAAAAAAUAAAAGUUGUGGUUUCAAUUGCUAUGUAAAUGGAGUCAUGUUUGGAGGAUUUAAAAGCAGAAGUGUGAAACUUAAGGAUUUAUAAGUCCACUCACUGAACACUAAUUUACGGAUUUAAUUACACUAUUUAAUAUAAUAACACUAUUUAAUUUGUUAAUAAUUUGUUGUUCUCUGCACUCGUAAAAAUGAAUAUGCUUUAUGUAAUCAAUAAAAUUGUGGCAACAGAUUACAAACAAUAUUAUUAAUUAAA